Messenger RNA from Carassius gibelio (silver crucian carp), 1846 nucleotides. RefSeq names its product polymeric immunoglobulin receptor. The transcript is spliced from 10 exons. NCBI's taxonomy places the organism in Eukaryota, Metazoa, Chordata, Actinopteri, Cypriniformes, Cyprinidae. The record is from RefSeq and is a predicted model, not a curated record. The coding region runs from base 121 to 1815 and encodes 564 amino acids.
UUACUGCUGAGUGUGAGAGGAGUGUUUGCGUGUGAAUUGGAGCUUAGGAACAGGAAGUGGGCGUCUCUCUGUCACAGAUCGAGAGCUGCAGAUGAACUGAAUCUACUAACAGCAGAGAAGAUGACUGAAGAAGAGAGAAGAAUGAAGAUCAUCUGGACUUUCACUCUGCUGAUGAUUCCUGAUGUCCUGAGCUCCAUCCGUGUGAGAGGAUAUUCAGGAGGAGGAGUCAUCAUCACAUGCAGAUAUGAUAGAGAAUACAAGAACAAUGAAAAGUAUUUUUGUAGAGGAGAGAAGACAUUUAUACAGACUAAAAAGUGUUCUGAACUCAUCAAGACUGAUAAGAAAAUCAAAUGGGUUGAUUCUGGAAGAUUCUCUCUGUUUGACGACACAACAGCAGCAGUUUUCACUGUGACCUUCAGAGAUCUGAGUGAACAGGAUUCUGGGACGUACUGGUGUGGAGUUGAGAAACCAGGACCAGAUCCUUACACUGAAGUGAAUCUGAUUGUUGAAUCAGGUGAAAAAAUCAGGUCUGUGACGGGAUAUUCAGGAGGAAACGUCAUUAUAAACUACAAAUAUGAGAUACUAGAAGAUAAUUCUGUGAUAGAUGUUUGUGAAGCUGGAACAUAUCAAUGUUUAACUGUAAUAAAGACAGACAGAGCAGCAGAAUGGACACAUGUCGGCCGAUUCUCCGUUCAUGCUGACAGAUCUUCACGUCUCUUACGUGUGUUUAUCAGAGAUCUGAAUGAGAAUGAUUCUGGACAAUAUAAGAUUACAGUCAGAGGUUCUGAAGACUACAGUUUCUUCUCUGAGUUUAAGCUGGACGUUAAGAAGGCUGAUUGUUGUCAGGAGAGCAUCAGUCUCUCCGCUGCUGCAGGAGGAUCUGUGAACAUCAGCUGCAGAUACCCACAAUCCCACAGUGCCGAUGUGAAGUUUGUCUGCAGGAGAUCUGGAUCUGAUCUCUGUGCUGAAGAGACGUCUGUGAAGGAGAGCAGAAGAUGGAGCGCUGAGGGACAGAUGCAGCUGUAUGAUGACAGAGAGCAGCAGCUCCUGACGGGAAUCAUCAGUCAUGUGACUCAACAACAUUCAGCUGAAUACUGGUGUGGAGUUCAGUCUGAUCAAGGACACAAGAGCUUCAUCACACGAGUCCUCGUCACAGUCACAGAUCUUUCAGAAACAACUUCACCACCAUCAUCUUCAUCAUCAUCAUCACCAUCAUCAUCAUCGUCGUCAUCAUCAUCAUCUUCAUCAUCGUCGUCAUCAUCAUCAUCUUCUUCUUCUUCCUUCUCAUCAGACAGAACUCCUCUGGUCACAGGCUCUUCUCUGAUCUCUGUCCCUCUGGUUCUGGUUCUUCUGGUCCUGAUCAUCAUUGGUCUCUUAUUUCGGUUUCUCUAUAAGAAGCAUCAGUCUCGAGGCUGUGAUUCGUCAUCUCGGACUGAAGCAGGAAAACAUGAAGCAGUUUCUCACACUGGAUGUGAUUAUGAGGAGAUUAAAGACACUCACAGACAAUUACCCACAAACCCCUCUGAUUCAUCUAACACUGUUUAUGCCACUGUUCAAUUACCCACAAACCCCUCUGAUUCAUCUAACACUGUUUAUGCCACUUCUCAAUUACCCACAAACCCCUCUGAUUCAUCUAACAAUGUUUAUGCCACUGUUCAAUUACCCACAAACCCCUCUGAUUCAUCUAACACUGUUUAUGCCACUGCUCAAUUACCCACAAACCCCUCUGAUUCAUCUAACACUGUUUAUGCCACUGCUCACUUACCCACAAACCCCUCUGAUUCACACUGCUCAAUUACCCACAAACCCCUCUGAUUCAUCUAACACUGUUUAUGCCACUGCUCAA